AAUCGCCUCCUCCCCCCUCCCCAGCUAUUUAGUGAUGAUUCAGAUGAGCCCUCCCAGUCCUUCGUUCUCUCCGGGGCAUCCUCCCUAUGCCUCUCUGAGUCUUUUUUCCUCUCCUCCUUGACCCCAUCUUCCACCUCCUGCCAACCGGGCUCCCUGUUCCUGUCUUCUGCUUCCUCGUUCCCGCCUGCCCGGCCCCCUGGCCCCUUCCACCUCCCGGCGGCAACCUUCCCUCGCAGGUGCGCCCGGCACCCCGGCGCUCCGCUGUGCGCUUGCGCUGUGCACCCGCCAGAGCCGGGCCAGCCGCCGGAGAAGCUUCUGCGCCGCCGGUGCAGUUUGCGCGGGAUCCGAGCUCCUGGCCGACGCUCGCGCCAGGCUGGGACAGGUGGCUGCGCUCACCCACAAGGCCGCCCUUCUGCCCGCGAUGGGCUGCUCCAGCAGCACCCUCAACAAGGCCGGCGACGGCAACAGGCUCCGCAGCGAAGAAAGUGAGUCCUGCUUUGCCCAACCCAAACCACAUACUCCGGGAAAAGAAUCAUCUACUCUUUACGGCAAGGUACAAAAGGAAAGUCCUCCUCCGUUAGAGAAGCUCAAGAUUUCAGCAGCGUCUACAGCUAAUGGUGUUAAAUCCCUCCGGGAACAGCCCCUGGCAGACGAUACUACAGACCCACCAGGACCUACAGAAGACACUCAACCUUUAGAAGGACCCAGGGAAUCUGAGCCACUUCAGCCGCAUGUCAAAGAUGAUACUCCCGGAGCAGGAGAGAAGAAUGACACGGAAGCAGUGACAGAGGCUCAGUCUUUAAAAGGAAAUGCUGAGACUGAAUCUGUAGGAAGAGAUACCAAGUAUCAGCUGUCGAGGAUCACAGGAGAGAGGGACUCUCCUGGAGCAGUGGAAGGUACUGAGAAUCCACAAACUGCCAGAGAGAUGAAACCUCUAGGAACAGAGGAGAAAGUUCCUCCUCUGGAAGCAGCUAGAGAGCCACAACCUCAAGAAGCAAUGGGAAAGGGUGAACAGACCCAGCUCCCAAAAACAGUUCCCAAGGAGAAUGAAUCUCCAGAAGGAUUGGAAGGGGGUCAGUUUGUGGAAAUGGCUGGAGAGCAGAAACUUCAAGAAACAUUGGGAAAAGAUGAGCAAUCCCAACUUCUAGAAACAAUUUCCAAAGAGAGUGAAUCUCCAGAAACAUUGGAAGGAAGCCAGUUUGUGGAAACAGCUGGAGAGCGGCAACUUCAAGAAACAGUGAUAAAAGAUGAGCAAUCCCAACUUCUAGAAACAAUUCCCAAAGAGAGUGAAUCUCCAGAAACAUUGGAAGGAAGCCAGUUUGUGGAAACAGCUGGAGAGCGGCAACUUCAAGAAACAGUGAUAAAAGAUGAGCAAUCCCAACUUCUAGAAACAAUUCCCAAAGAGAAUGAAACACCAGAAGUAUUGGAGGAAAGUCAGUUUGUGGAAACAGCUGUAAACAGUGAUUUGCUCCAUAAAACUCCUGAAGGUCUAGGAAACAUGGAGCAGAUUCAACCUGAAGGGAUAGUUGGAAGCAUGGAGCAUCCAGUGGGAAUUCUAGAAACAGGAGCUAAUAUGGAAACGGUCAGGAAAAUUCACACUAACGAAGAGGACCAACACAUUGAAGGUGAGACAGGAGAAAAAGUUGAAACAGAGAUGGAGGAUGAGAAAGUAAGUGAAGGGGCUGGAACAAAAGAAGAAGAAACAGGGGAAGCUGUGGACCUUUCAGCAGCCAUGUAGAUGGAUGUGGUAGCAGAAGGAUGAAUAGGCACAGGUGUUGUGAUAGAAAAUGUAGUGAAGUGUGUGACUUCGGAUCUGAUUGUGUCUAUAAAUGUCUUUGUGUUGUAUACAAGGAGUAUGGUUCUCCUGUUCUUGAUUACAUUGUUCCAUAAAACUGCUAAGCUGUAAACAGUUUUCUCAGGCACUUAGAAUAGUUAUACAUUUAGAACUACAGUAGCCACGGCCAGUAAGGACUAGGGUAUAGGAUCACUGAAGAGUGUGAGGGUGUUUUCUUCACUGUGGCAACACGUCCAUUCGGUUCAGAAAAUGACACCCUAAAAAGAAAGUAUAAACCUUAGGUGUAGGUGGCUGGAGAAAGGAGUUAAAUUUUAGGGAGCAUAUGAUAAUCAAGUAACACAGUUAUAAUUACAACGGGAUAAGAAUGAACAACAACAUCAGGGCAAACUAUAUCUAGUGGGUUUUUGUUUUUUAUUUCGUUUUUUUUUUUUUUUUUUUUUUUUUUUUUUUUUUUCUGUUGCAGAAUUUAAAGCUGGUAGGAACCUACUCACCUUAAGUCUGUCUACUACCAUAGACUCUUAUUUAUGUCAAAGGAGUGCAGUCUCUGGUGCUGUUGCAAGAUCAGGCAUUUCCACACUGAAAGGCUACACGUUUUUCCAGGUGCCAUUUUAAAUCAGUUGUUGAUUUUAUACUUAUGUGAAGGGUUUCAUUGGUGUUAUCCUUUUAACUGACAUUAAAG
Leopardus geoffroyi (Geoffroy's cat) is the source of this 2474-nucleotide messenger RNA. RefSeq names its product glutamate rich 5 (gene ERICH5). Bases 422 to 1738 code for a protein of 438 amino acids. The transcript is spliced from 3 exons. The record is from RefSeq and is a predicted model, not a curated record. Lineage: Eukaryota; Metazoa; Chordata; Mammalia; Carnivora; Felidae.